This is a messenger RNA of Amyelois transitella, 3373 nucleotides long. It is a transcript of the gene gwl, whose product is annotated as serine/threonine-protein kinase greatwall. NCBI's taxonomy places the organism in Eukaryota, Metazoa, Arthropoda, Insecta, Lepidoptera, Pyralidae. Gene Ontology annotation, biological process: intracellular signal transduction; peptidyl-serine phosphorylation. The transcript has 12 exons. The coding region runs from base 294 to 2315 and encodes 673 amino acids. The record is from RefSeq and is a predicted model, not a curated record. Gene Ontology annotation, cellular component: nucleus. Gene Ontology annotation, molecular function: protein serine/threonine kinase activity; ATP binding.
GUCUUUUAAUUUCCUUAAACAAAAAUUCAUGAAAUAUACUUUUUCAAAUUUUAUUCGUUGGUGUUAUGAUUAUGAUCGUGGGUGAAUAUCGAAAUGUGGAUGCUGAAUUCGUGAAUAUUAUAAAUAGUUUAGUUAACUAUACACUUGCUUUCGUUCGUUCGUAAUAAAGUAAAGACACAGAUGUUGAAAUCAUUGCGACAAUUUUUAUUUCAUUAAAACUCAUCAAGCCACCUCACCAAAUUUCGCUUUAAUAAUUUAGUCGCUACGCUACUCAUUACCUUGCUACCCCUACGAUGGCUUCCAACGAGUUUAAAAAUAAAGAUAGUUCCGAAACUCAUACGAUAUUAGAGAAAAUUAAUGCAAUUAAUGAUAGUAUCGUUAAUAAGGCUCCUGACAUUAAGGAUUUUACUAUCAUAAAGCCAAUUAGUCGUGGAGCUUUCGGCAAAGUCUUUUUGGCUCAUAAGAACAGUAACAAAGAGCAAAUGUAUGCCAUAAAAGUAAUGGAAAAAUCUGACAUGAUAAAUAAAAACAUGGUAGCUCAAGUUGUCACUGAAAGAAAUGCACUUGCUUUGUCAAGAAGUCCAUUUUGUGUACAUUUAUUUUAUUGUUUGCAGUCUGCCUCCUCUGUUUACUUAGUAAUGGAAUACAUGGUAGGAGGUGAUUUGAAAUCAUUAUUGGGUGUUUAUGGUUUUCUUGAAGAAUCCAUGGCAGUUUUCUACAUAGCAGAAGUUGCCCUUGCUCUUGACUAUCUGCAUAAGCACAAUAUUGUCCACAGAGAUCUAAAACCUGAUAAUAUGUUAAUAGCAAAGAGUGGACAUGUAAAGUUGACUGAUUUUGGAUUGUCCAAAGUUGGAGUUCAAAGAGAUUUGGAAAUAUCAGACUUUGUGAAUUGUACACCAAGUUUGAAUUUGAGGACUCCCGGCCAGCUGCUAUCAUUGACAUCUCACAUAUCUUUUGGAUCCGGUGGUGCAGAAAGCACACAAACAUCAAUUGUUUCUGUUGAACCCUGUGAGAACCUCCUUGAUGAACUUAAGGAGACUAGUAAGGUGAAUGAUGAUGGUGUUCCCGGAUUGGGAAAUUCACAUAUAAUGGAUCACUCUCAGAUGUCUGGUAUACAUCCAUUUAUGAGUGCUGACAGUAUCACAUUUGAUGAUAUUGUUUCUCAAGAUUCAGGUUCGGAGUCAAUCAGUUCAUAUCACACUUGUGAAAGUUCAAAAAAUAGCAGCAACUCUAGAAGCAAGUCAACUAACACUGAUUCAUCACUGGGAGAAUCUGCAGUGCUGUCAGAUUCGCAGCACAGUACUGAUAAUUCAACCUCACCUCUUUGUAGAGGGCAUUCAUUGAAACGCAUACCAAGUUUCAGAGCAAAGAAAAGAAAGAGAAUUUUGGAUUGUGAAGGAGACACUCCGACGGGCGUCACUAGUCUCGCGGAGUCUAAGGAGAACCACAGUGGGCUAACACAAGAGAUUAUGGGCUUGGAACUCAGUCAGAAUACUCCUAAGCGUCUAGCCUUGCACCCUACUCCUGAUAGACACAAGAAUCCUAUAAAAGGCGUUUUGAAAAAGAGAUGGGUGUCUCAAAAUGAUAGUCAUCAUUUCAAUGCGGGCGUAAUAUUUUCUACCCCAGUCUCCAACAACAAAUCAGAUGCCAAGAAGAGGCACAAAUCCACCCGUUUUAAUCUCCCUAAAGAUGAACAGCCUUUAACGGAGAAAUCGAUAAUGUUCAGCAAACACAAAUCUACUAGUUUAGAAAUAUUUCCUACAAGGAGGCCUAGUAAGGGUGAAAGGUCACCUACAGACCUGUGCAAAACGCCGCUGGCUACAGCGCAGACACCUUACCGCACACCGAAGAGCGUCAGACGAGGCAACCAAAUAUCUGACCAGAGAAUUUUGGGGACACCAGAUUACUUGGCGCCGGAGUUGUUGUUGAAACAAGGACACGGACCAGCUGUAGAUUGGUGGGCACUUGGCGUAUGCCUGUACGAAUUUAUGACGGGUGUGCCGCCAUUUAAUGACGAAACUCCGCAAGCUGUUUUCCAAAAUAUUUUAUCUAGAAAUAUAGAAUGGCCCGAGGCUGAUGAAGCCCUAUCAGUGGAAGCCGUGGGUGCAAUAGAAGCGCUCCUAACAAUGGAACCACAGGAUCGGCCGGCCGCCGAACAACUAAAAGGCAUGCCAUUGUUCCGCAACAUCGAUUGGGAGAACCAGCUGAAUGCGGAACCACCGUUUGUGCCUACCCCAGAUGAUUUGCACGAUACGGGAUAUUUCCAAGCUCGCAACAUCCUUCAGCAACUUCACGUGUCUAACUUUGACAUGUAGAUUUCAUCGUGACCGUAUGUAGAAUAAAAUUAUUUUUAGUUAAUUACUAGACAUUUCAAUGUGUGAUAUUAUAGUUAUGUUAUAAUUAUGUAAUGCCUUGAUCUUAGCCUUUUAAAGUCUUGGUACGCGAUAUAGCAAGCGGACUGAGAAAAGUGGUGCGUUUUUUUAAAGCGGUCGUAUAUUGAGUAGGAUUUUGUAAAAUCUAAAGUGUCCAAUGAUGGAUGGAAAGGUGACUGGUAUAUCCGUUCAGUUUUAUCUAAUAUCUAAUAAUAUCGAAUUAUGCUUUAAUUUGUCACACAAUAGGGAUGAUGACAAGGUCUUAAAACAAUAUUAAUUAUUUAAUAACAUGAUAGAAUACACGUAAUUAAAUACGUUUCUCGAAUUUUUAGUUUUAAUUUUGACGCCCUAAAUGUUUUUUUAUAUUCUUUCAAAGUACGAUGGGAAAGUCCAUUUUAAAAAUUAAAAAUUAUUUAAAAAUAACUAUGCCAGGAGUGAAUAAACAAAAAUAUGGAAUAACUUUUAUUAAGACAUCAUAUUCAUAAACGCAAUAAUAAAGGUAGCUGCCAAACAAAUAAAGUUCAUGACGCGAACAAGAAACUCAGGUGUGACGUCACACUUGAGUAGCGUUUUGCACGGGGCAUUUUGGACUCGUCCAAAUAAUGUGUUACGUCACCUAUUAUAUCUCAGGUAGUUUUUUGUGUAACAAAAAAAAUUGUCAUCAUGCCUAUUAUGUUUCCAAAAUUUAAUUUAUGGAAAUUUUUAAGCUUAACUAUUUCUGUUAUACUUUCCCUACUUACUGUUCGCUUACUAUAUCAAGCAAGUUCUGUGUAAGAAUUAAAGACUGACUAUAAAAAAUGUUUGUAUCUUAGUGUUUUAUGAAUUGUAAAUGGAUGAUAAUUUAAUAUAUUGAACUUAUAAUUCUUCAAUUCACUAUCCGUGUUAAUGUUAUAAAAACGGGAUAUGAAAAUAAAAACUAUAUUGAAACUAAGAAUAUCUUUAUUUCGAAAUCUUAUUUAUAUAUUGGCACAUUUCCAUUUUAAAUGGGAACAUAUUACUGG